This is a messenger RNA of Hemibagrus wyckioides, 6000 nucleotides long. RefSeq names its product zinc finger, B-box domain containing (gene zbbx). Gene Ontology annotation, cellular component: motile cilium. NCBI's taxonomy places the organism in Eukaryota, Metazoa, Chordata, Actinopteri, Siluriformes, Bagridae. Bases 108 to 3539 code for a protein of 1143 amino acids. Gene Ontology annotation, biological process: cilium movement. The record is from RefSeq and is a predicted model, not a curated record. Gene Ontology annotation, molecular function: zinc ion binding. The transcript is spliced from 18 exons.
GUUAAUCGAAGUGACCGGUGAGUAUGCUGUGAGUCAGAAACCCGCUUUAGAAAACAAUUGUCGCUUUUUUUUGGAUAAAGCCAAAUUGGGAAACCAAGUCAACAACCAUGAACAACUUUGUUGUCCUUCCCAAAACGCCCAAAUCAGUAAAGCUAAAUGUCAGGAAUUUGCGUGAGCUGCAUAUUGAGACGGCGCAGCUCAGCCAGGACAACAAGGACAUGGAGAACCGUCUGCACCAACUCCGAGAGGUCAUGAGCCGUGAGAAAGAGGAGAGAGAGAAGAAUGGUGCUUUUCACUGGAAAUCUGCUCAGACCGAAUAUGGGACAAGGGACAAAGAGAAAAAGCUAAACAACAAAACUUCCCGAAGCAAGAUGAAAAUAAAGGUGCUGAAGGAUGAACCUCUGCCAGUUCAAAGGGUGCCUGUGCCUCCACCUCCAAAGAAUGGAUGGAACAGAACAUCCAGGCUCAAAGGAAAAGCCUGUGGCCAAUGUGAAGCUCAAACCGCUGGACUUGUGUGUGCAGAAUGCGCUGAGGAUUACUGUGUCGGCUGCUUUGCUAAAUUCCACCAGAAGGGGGCACUAAGGUUCCAUCACAUCAUUCCCAUGAAGGCUGAGCUACAUACCUCCAUCAGCACAGUGGAUGUGGUGAAUCGUUUUCAGAAGAAGCGUGACAGUGAAGAAGAGGAAGAUUGUUGGUCGAAUCAUGGUUGUGACAUGGGAACAGAUCCAGAAUGCAGAGCAACAUCUACACUUCUCCAGCCUGUUUGUGAUAACCAGAUGCACAAUACAGAAGUGUUGACUGUGAGUGAUCUGGAUCAGAAGAAUGAAGACUCUUUACUGAGAGGCAAUUUUGAUGAAGAGGAAUCUUCCAGAUGUUUUCAGCAAGCUCUGAAUGAGUGGAGAGCAAGCAACACACAUGGUGACAGGGAACAUCAAGAACCCAACCACAAUGUACAAACUGCUCGACCAGUAAGCAUGGAGGUGAUGGGGACUCAGGUUCAAGGAGGAACUCACAUACGUAUUGAGUUUAAGGACCAUGGAUUAAGCUACAUGGAACGGCUGCUGCUGAAGAAACACCGCAGAACACGGACUGAAUCUUUCCAGUUGCUUUCCACCCCAAGAUCUACACAGGAACUGAUUACAGACACUCGUGUACAACCUGUUGAAGAGAUUCAUGAGUCUCGUGAACUAACUGCUGAGGAGAUGGAUCUACACCAUUACUGCAUCUCUCUUUUCGCUGUCUCCAGCUCAGCAGAAGCAAAAGUAGUGAAUAACAUUUUCAAACCAUGCCUGAGUAUCACAGAGAUAGAUGAGACAGCAGGAGACCCUCUGGUAGAUGCUUUCUUUGGAGUCAAGCAGAGAGAUAAAAAAGAGAGCAGAGAAGUAGAUGCUUUAGCGAUGCCUUCCCAUGCAGAAGUUCUGCAUCCAGCAAAGCCACUGGAUUACUCACUAACAACUCAAACACUGGCUGAUGAAGAAAAACUGAAUGCGUCAGUAGAAUCAUUCCCACAAUCAAUACCAUCUGAACAGCUCUUGCCAUCACUCGCUUACCAUAAUCUUCACAAAUCUGGGGAUAUCUCCACUUUAAAAUACUCUAAAACCAUUGAACAUUGUAAGGAACAUGCACUUCACGAACCACAAUUACCAAAACUUCUAAAACCACAGGUAUCAAAAUAUCCGUCAAAGUCCAAGUCAGCACUCAACUGUACAACACAGGUUUCGGAUUCCUGCUCUUCUACUUCUCCUCAAACCUAUAGUCCAUUAAUUUCCACAUCAGUUCAGUGUCAGCAACCAGCGUUCCCUGUUUCCUGCAGCCCACAACUGAGUCUCACUCAUCCUGAAUGCUAUCAAAUGAAAUCUAACACUCUAAAUCUCACAAUGCCUGUCCAGUCAGAAGAAGUGGUUGAGUGUCAAAAAAAGUCACCUGGUUUCUCACAAAGAUUUUUUAAAUCUGAUAAUGAAACAAUGCUAAUUCAGUUCUUACAAUCACCACCAUUGGACAAAGUUUCAUCCCUCACUCCUCAUGAAUGUCAAAAAACAGCUACUUCAGCUAUUUUAAACAGCUCAGCACCUGCCUCAGUAAGGUCACAUCAUCAGGGGAAACACACUCUUCAAAGACACAAUGAUUUUCACAAUCCACAUUCCCCCAAAGAGCCAUCUUCAGCAAUAUCCAAAUCAGCAGUGGACUGGGAUCCCUCCCUAUCUCAUUCUCUGCAACCCCAUUGUCAAUUGCUUUCCUCAUCAGCAGCAUUUGAUGCUUCCUUCAUGCCAAAACUAAGCCCCAUAUCUCCAGAAGACGAGUGUACCAAUGUAUUUGCCAAACUUCCCAACCCAUCAUUGUGCACAUCUAUUCAAGUAGAAGAGGAUCAAAAAAUAUUUACUCAGUUAUUUCAAUCACCAAGAACUACUGACCAAAAACCUCAAACUCCAAGAUCUUCUCUGAAAGCCACAUCAACACCGAGCUUUGAUUCCUCCCAUGGCACAUCACCUUCCACAUCAAUUCAAUGCCUCUCACCAGCAGUUUCCAUUUCCCCCAGGAUAAAAUUGAGCCCAGCACCUUCAGAACUCUAUCAUAUUAGAGCUAAAACUCUGACCCCAUCGUAUACUAAAUCUUUCUCUCAAGCCCAAAGUGUUAACACUCCAUCACAGUCUCAGCCACCUUUACAGCAGCCAUCCUCAGAUGACGAGGAACCAUACUUUCUUCCUUUAGGAUCAUCAUCAUCUUCGACAAAGUCAGAAAUCCUGCAAAUCUCACCUACUCUUUGCCUGAGCUCAUCAGAUUCAGAUAUGUCAAGUGAUAGUGUUGGUAUGAUACCCACUGAUAAAGACACUUCUGAUGAAGAAAUGAGGAGAUGUGCACUGCAUGACAUGGAGUUAGAAGAGGAGAGAAACACAUCCUCUUUCCCUCCAUCUUUGUUUCCCACUGCAGCCAUUACUUUUCCCUCUCAGAGCCCCAUGACUGAAGAUCAGUCAGGCUUCUUUACCAAACCGUGCCUGGCUGUAAGCUCAUUAGCGCAGAGACACACCAGUGUUUCCACAAACUACCAAGGCCUAGAUGGCUUCUUCACAUUGGGGCUAAAUUCCAGGUCCUUUCCCCUCAGUCCGGCUCCAUCACACACUUCUUCAGAGAUACUCUCCACAAACACAGAAGCCUUUAUGUCAGUUGAUAGCAUCUGGAGGCCAGAGAGCAGCCUCCAACAUGACUCAGAGGCAAAGCUUGUUGGUGUAGUGGAUAACAACCAGCCAAUCAACAUCACCUCAAGAUCUGUUACACAAAUCAGUAAAGUGGAGCCAUCUCAGAGGCAAUCAGGUCUCUCUGCUCCAGUGACUCAGAGUGUUUCUCGUCCUUUGUGUGCAUCUCGUCCCAUUUCUCGUGCCGCUCUGGAGAUCCUGGAGGUUCAGAGUGUGGAGCAAGCUGAGAUCACACACUUCAAACAGGAUGAGGAGGAUCUGCUCACCAUCACCUGUUUGGAAGAAGAGUUCAAACAGAUGAACACUGAGCCAAAUUUAUUUAUAUUAGAUGGAACUGAAGACAGCUAAUUUUUUAAACAUAUUUUAAAAUUUUGCAACCAUAUAGUUGUAGUAGCUUUUUCUGCAACAUAAUUAGCCUUAAUGAUAAAAGAGGAAUAAAUUUUUCAUGUGCAGAUAUGAAUUCAUAUGCUCAACCCUAAUGUAACUAUUAUUUGCACUAUAAAAUAUGCCUGCAACUGCUAGCAAAAACUAGUCUUUAGUUCAUCUUAGCAUGACUGGAAAAAUGUACCUUGUUAGUUAAACAAAAAGCUGUAGAAGUGAGUAUGUAGUAGGGGUUUACUAUACAUUGUCAGUUAACAUAUAAACCUCAUAGCUUUCUACUAGAUUUUGGAACAUGACCCAGAAUGGCACAAUUGUGCAGCAGAACACUUCUGCCUUCAUUGCUGUUUCUGCCAACAUCGCACAGAAUUUAGCCAUUAGUCAGCAGAGUCCUGCUGUUUCCAUGGAUGCUCUUAGUAAUGGUUGGAACACCCUGGCAGAUUCUUCCUCAGGUAGAUGUGGUGUCCUAAAUGGACAGAUUAAGCACCCUUGUUCAGCUUACCUGCACCACUGAUUUUGCAGAACAAGCAAUAAUCUUAAACUAGCCCAUAGUACAUGGGUAUGAUGGCCAUUAGCCAAUAGACAAGACUACUUUUGGAUGUGGAAACUUCCCAAAUCUUUUUUUUUUAAUGGCUUGUAUGACUUCAGGUGAAAACUUCUGCAAAUGGUUUUCAGUCCAUUAUUUGGAUCCAUUGCACUGCACAGUUUAUUAGCCUGCCUGCAGGGACUGAUAGACAGUGAAAGGUUCCGGUCUACAUCACAUGUUUUGCAGAAUCAUAUUUGGUGUAUCACUGAGGGCUCCUGAACUUAUCUGAGUUGAUGUUCAAGUCGAUGAAGGGAUAAGGCACCUUCGUCCCCUAUGGUCAUGCAAGAUCCCAGCAUGGGGUGUUUUCCUUGUGCUGGAGUCACAGUUCCUUGUCAUGCCAGGUACACACCCUAUGGUAUUUUCAUCAUCACCAUCAUCACCAUGGUCUACAUGUGAGCCAGAUGCUUGGCCACAAUUCUGAUGUGUCACACUCUUCAGGUGCAUUACAUAGAGGUAUGCUGCUCCAGGAUGUCUGCACUAAAUAUGCUAUUUUCUGUUAGUCCUAGGGCAUGUACUAUUAAUGUGAUAUUUACAACCCCUGACAGGGAUUAAUAGAAUGUUAUUUAUAUAUUUAAUUGUGGUUCUGUCUAUACCAUACUAGAAUACUAUAAUAUUUAUUAUAUUAUGAUUUUAGUUGUCCAUGUGACUCCAUGAUAGAUAGCUAAAUAUAUAUUGCUUUAGUCAUUUGCUAAGUUAAUACGUUAAGUUAAUACAAGACCGCAUUUCCUGGAAUCUAACAAAAUUUGACUAAUUUAACAAGAAAUUAGCAAUAAAAAUAACAAAAUGCUAAAUCCAUAAACUGAAGACACAUAAAUAAUGAACAUGAUGCUGCUUUGAAAUGUCAGUAGUCCCCUGAUUAUGUCCCUGUGUCUCUUCCCAUUCCCUGUCUUUAUCCUUUUCUCUUUCUUCAUGUUCUGCAUAUCCUCUCUCAGCUCAAGUUGAAUACAUGCUUGUAAAUCCCUUUACCAUGACAAGUUAAGUAUAAUAGCAUUGAGCAUUUUCAUGUGCAUAGGCUUAGGGCUAUUGUGUGUGUGUGUGUGUGUGUGCGUGUGUCCCAAAUUAUGUGUGUAACUUGGUAUAAAAUGUAAGCAAGCCUAAAUAAUUUGGUGUCUUCUAGUAUGUGUGUGUAAUGAUAGGGCCAAAUCUGUGCUUGAGGCAUGUGAUCUGAAGUGUGUCUCUUUUGCUGUAUUAGUUUUGCUGUAUGAUGUGUAACAAGAGUGUGCCAGUCUGUGCUCUUCCAACAGGCUAUGCUACACCAAACACUUUCUUUCUUUCUUUCUUUCUUUCUUUCUUUCUUUCUUUCUUUCUUUCUUUCUUUCUUUCUUUCUUUCUUUCUUUCUUUCUUUCUUUCUUUCUUUCUUUCUCAAUGAUUCAAUGAUUUAUACUUACACUCGCUAGCUACAAUACAUCAGGUUCCCCUCCUGUCAGCCAAGAACUGGAUCUAUCUAUCUAUCUAUCUAUCUAUCUAUCUAUCUAUCUAUCUAUCUAUCUAUCUACCUACCUACCUACCUACCUACCUACCUACCUACCUACCUGUCUGUCUGUCUGCUGAAUGGAACUGGUUCAUGUUUAAAAAUUAUUUUUAGUUUACUAACAUACUCUGCUGUGUUUUUUGGGAUUGUUAUCUCUUAUUUUCUUUUCAUUCUAUCUCAACAUCCGUGAAGACUUGGCUAAAAUCUAAUAUCAGUUGCUCAGUAAAUGUAUUAGCACUGAACAUUGAAUUAUAUCACAAGCUCAACAUCAAUGUCGUAAUAGUGUGCCCUCUAUAAUGGUUGGGACAGAGGCACAUUUUGAAUUUGUACAUUUACCCUGUAGAGUAUGUGUAAUUAAAUACAUUUUGCUUUG